Myotis davidii is the source of this 1727-nucleotide messenger RNA. It is a transcript of the gene TTL, whose product is annotated as tubulin tyrosine ligase. Gene Ontology annotation, biological process: protein modification process. The transcript is spliced from 7 exons. NCBI's taxonomy places the organism in Eukaryota, Metazoa, Chordata, Mammalia, Chiroptera, Vespertilionidae. The record is from RefSeq and is a predicted model, not a curated record. Bases 42 to 1043 code for a protein of 333 amino acids.
UGCACCAUCCUUCCUAAGAGUCCCCGCGCGGCCCCCUGACAAUGGCCCGUCCCGCACAUCCCUCGUCAGGUCACGAGCCUGGGCUGGUGCAGUUGGUGAACUACUACAGGGGGGCGGACAAACUAUGUCGCAAAGCUUCUUUAGUGAAGCUAAUCAAGACGAGCCCAGAGCUGGCCGAGUCCUGCACAUGGUUCCCCGAGUCCUAUGUGAUCUACCCCACUAACCUCAAGACCCCGGCUGCUCCUGCGCAGAACGGAAUCCACCCACCGAUCCCUAGCUCGAGGACGGACGAAAGGGAAUUCUUCCUGGCUUCUUAUAACAAAAAGAAGGAAGACGGAGAGGGCAAUGUUUGGAUUGCAAAGUCAUCCUCCGGUGCCAAAGGUGAAGGCAUCCUCAUCUCCUCGGACGCUGCGGAACUUCUGGAUUUCAUAGACAACCAGGGCCAGGUGCACGUGAUCCAGAAAUACCUCGAGCGCCCUCUGCUGCUGGAGCCGGGGCAUCGCAAGUUCGACAUUAGAAGCUGGGUCUUGGUGGACCACCAGUACAAUAUCUACCUCUAUCGAGAGGGCGUGCUGCGGACUGCGUCAGAACCGUAUCAUGUUGAUAAUUUUCAAGACAAAACCUGCCACUUGACCAAUCACUGCAUUCAAAAGGAAUAUUCAAAGAACUAUGGGAAGUAUGAAGAAGGGAAUGAAAUGUUCUUUGAGGAGUUCAAUCAGUACCUGAGCAGUGCUUUGAACAUUACCCUGGAGAAUGCUAUCUUAGUACAAAUCAAACAUAUCAUAAGGAGCUGCCUCCUGAGCGUGGAGCCCGCCAUCAGCACCCGGCACCUCCCUUACCAGAGCUUCCAGCUGUUCGGCUUCGACUUCAUGGUGGACGAGGAGCUGAAGGUCUGGCUCAUCGAGGUCAACGGCGCCCCUGCUUGUGCUCAGAAGCUCUAUGCAGAACUGUGCCAGGGCAUCGUGGACAUAGCCAUUUCCAGCGUCUUCCCGCCCCCCGACGCCGAGCCGCAGGGCCAGCCGGCCGCGUUCAUCAGGCUGUGACCGGAGACGCGUGGGGUCCUGCUCCAGGAGAGACGCCCCAUGGCUCCAGCGAAGCCACAGUGAGAAAGAGGCAGCUCACAAGGCUGUGAUGGAGGCGGGAGUGCGAGAGCGAAGGUGCCCCCAAGGGGCUCCGGGUGGAGCUCUCUGCACUGCUACCCAGACUUGAAAACUGCAACGAAUUUCCCCGAGGGGAGAGCAAGACGUUCUUCUAAGGGGAAAACACGGGGAUUCGGUUGUCGUCCUUGAAAGCAGCAGAUUUCUAUGCGAAGGCCGUCCUGAAAGCAGCGCCUCUCCUCCCGGGGCCACUGGACCUGUGCGUGCUCUCGGUCUGCUGCAGCCCUCGUGCCUUAGCUCGGUGCCCAGCUGCAACCUCUGUCCUGCGGGGCUGAUGCUAGAGCGUUUGGGAGGUCGCCCUGUGUCCCUGCUCUUCCCCCCUGACACUCUGCCUGUGAGACUCGGACCGGCAUGCGCCGUGGCCCUGGGUUCCGUGCUGUGCGCUGCCUCAAAGGGCAGGGCGUUGUCCUCAUCCUGUUCCUGAAGGCACUGGGUCAGUCUCCGGUCGGGGUGGGUGUGGCUGGGCACCAAUAUAGCAAACGCUGCUGUCAGUCUGCUCUCUGCAUGUUUUAGAAACCGAGCAGCAAGUUUGCCACAAGCCUGCAAGCAUCAAAAAGCAUGAGAGAAAAA